Nerophis lumbriciformis (worm pipefish) is the source of this 4224-nucleotide messenger RNA. Lineage: Eukaryota; Metazoa; Chordata; Actinopteri; Syngnathiformes; Syngnathidae. The record is from RefSeq and is a predicted model, not a curated record.
AUGGAUCCCGGACAGGAUUUACUUCUCACCGCUCUCAGUGAGAGCGGCAUUUGCCCCAAUGACAUGGGACUGUUCGACACAGAGUCUCAGGAUGUUGCGCAGCCCUCCACAGCUCAUCAAUCUAUCUCAAUCAGCGCCCUUGACGUCGGCUUGGCAAGCGAAUCCGGGGAAGUCGCUCGAAGCGGAACUCCGUCUCCGGGCCCCAUUGUGGCUAUCAGGCACAAACCUCAGCCAUCGACCACCACGUUUGUCUUAAAUCAGCUCAACCAGCUGCCGUCGUUAGGUUCGGCCGCCGCCAAGCAGUCGACCGGCAACCCUGUCAAGCAUACCAUCACCGUUACCAAGGUGGUCCACGUCGCCAACGCCGCCCUGCGGGGCCCAUCAACGCCCACUUCUGCGAGCAACCCACCCUCGGCGUCCACAGCUGUGCCUUCAAAUCACGACCAGAUCCAGUUAAAAGACCUCCUCAGGGUGGGAGGCCUGAAAAGUUCGGGCCAGAAGGGCAACAGUUUGGUGGAACUCAUGAAGCUUAAGCCGCCGGCUGACAUCGCCACACCGGUAGCCACCGCCACUGGGCCCAGUGAGAUGAACAAUGGUGUCAAGAAGGAAACCCUGGCUAAAGAAAACCUCGCUAGAACCUGGAGUAACGACGAGCUCAAAAUGCAUGCUUUUUCACAUUCGCUGAACGUACCUGGGAUGAGGGAUGAAGAAGAGCCUGAGGAAGAGGAAGAAGAGGAGUUGGGUCAUGCAGAAACGUACGCGGAGUACAUGCCCAUGAAGUUGAAAGUUGGCCUGCGGCAUCCCGACCCGGUUGUAGAAACCAGCUCCCUGUCCAGCGUGAGCCCGCCAGACGUGUGGUACCGCCUGACUAUCCCGGAGGAGGUCAUGGACCGCGGAUGCCUGUCUGCUUUGCAGCUGGAAGCCAUCACGUACGCUGCCCAGCAACACGAGACGUUCCUGCCGAGCGGUGACCGAGCAGCCUAUUUGAUCGGCGACGGUGCUGGAGUGGGAAAAGGCCGUACCAUCGCAGGCAUCAUCUAUGAGAAUUAUCUCCUGGGCAGGAAGAGAUCAUUAUGGUUUAGUGUUUCCAACGAUUUGAAGUACGAUGCAGAACGGGAUUUGAGGGACAUCGGAGCCAAGAACAUUCAGGUCCAUUCCCUGAAUAAGUUCAAGUACGGCAAGAUCUCCUCCAAACACAAUGGCAGUGUAAAGAAAGGGGUCAUCUUCGCAACGUACUCCUCGCUGAUCGGAGAGAGCCAAUCGGGUGGCAAGUACAAGACCAGGUUUGAGCAGCUGCUCCACUGGUGCGGAGAGGACUUUGAUGGCGUUAUUGUCUACGAUGAGUGUCAUAAGGCUAAAAAUGUGUGUCCCAUCGGAUCAUCCAAACCAACAAAAACCGGGCUUGCUGUAUUGGAACUUCAGAACAAGCUUCCCAAGGCUCGUGUGGUGUACGCCAGUGCUACAGGUGCUUCGGAACCAAGAAACAUGGCUUACAUGAACCGACUCGGGAUCUGGGGCCAUAAAACACCUUUCAGGGAGUUUGCCAAUUUCAUCCAAGCGGUUGAACGCAGGGGUGUGGGCGCUAUGGAGAUUGUGGCCAUGGAUAUGAAGCUGAGGGGAAUGUACAUCGCACGGCAAUUGAGUUUCACCGGCGUGACGUUCAAGAUCGAGGAGGUCCCUCUGACUCAGCAGUACAUCCACAUGUACAACAAUUCAGUCAGGCUGUGGGUGAGCGCCCGUGAGAAGUUCCAGCAAGCGGCAAACCUGAUGGACGCUGAGCAGCGCAUGAAGAAGUCCAUGUGGGGCCAGUUCUGGUCGGCCCAUCAGAGGUUCUUUAAGUACCUCUGCAUUGCCUCCAAGGUUCGAAGAGUGGUACAACUGGCCAGGGAGGAGGUCCAGAACGGGAAGUGCGUGGUGAUCGGCCUGCAGUCUACUGGGGAAGCGAGAACUUUGGAGGCUUUGGAGGAGGGAGGCGGCGAGCUUAACGACUUUGUGUCAACUGCAAAAGGUGUGCUGCAGUCCCUAGUAGAAAAGCACUUCCCUGCUCCUGACAGGCAGAAGCUUUACAGCCUACUGGGCAUCGAUCUAUCAGCCAAGAAGACCCCUUCGUUAGUUGAUGCCAAAGCCCAGCCCCAGCAGAAAGGAAAGAAAAGAAAAGGUAUGUGAGAAGACAAGAAGAAAUCACCGAAGAAACCUCGCAAGCACGGCGGGCUGUCGGGCACCAGCUCGGACGAGAGCCAAUCAGAGGAGUCUGAUAAGGACUCGGGCAGGGAUGGCGAAAGCGACGACAGCUUCAAAUCGGUCAGCUCGGCGGACGAGGAUGACGACUUCAACCCGUUCAGGGACGAGUCUGAUGAGGAUGACGAGGACGAUCCCUGGCUUGUCCGAAAGGAGCCCAAGAAGAGUAAAGAGAAAACCAAGAAGAAGAAGCGAAGGAAGAGCAUCGAUCCGGACUCCAUUCAAAGUGCCUUGCUGGCGUCAGGCCUGGGUUCCACACGGCCGGCUUUCACUGCGCCCGUCGCCCCUACGCCCACGCCGACUGCAGUCAAAGCCGAGCCAGAAGACAGCUGCCUGACGAGCCAGGACGCAGUGGAACACGCUCAAAAGAUGAAGCGGGACCUCCUAGAGAAGCUGGAGGAGCUGGCUGAAGAGCUGCCGCCCAACACGUUGGAUGAGCUCAUCGACGAGCUGGGAGGACCUGAAAAUGUUGCAGAGAUGACCGGUCGUAAAGGCCGCGUAGUCAGCAACGAUGACGGCACCAUCACUUACGAGUCUCGCUCGGAGCUCGAUGUCCCCGUGGAAAUCCUCAACCUGACCGAGAAGCAACGCUUUAUGGACGGGGAGAAGCACAUCGCCAUCAUUUCGGAAGCGGCCAGCUCGGGCAUCUCGCUGCAGGCCGACCGACGUGUUAAGAACCAGCGGCGCAGGGUCCACAUGACGCUGGAGCUGCCAUGGAGUGCAGACAGAGCCAUCCAGCAGUUCGGAAGAACUCACAGGUCCAACCAGGUCACUGCUCCGGAGUACGUCUUCCUCAUCUCCGAGUUGGCCGGAGAGCAGCGAUUUGCUUCCAUCGUGGCCAAAAGAUUAGAAAGUCUUGGGGCGCUCACUCAUGGAGACAGGAGAGCGACAGAGACUCGAGAUCUCAGCAGGUUUAACUUUGACAAUAAAUAUGGCCGAAAUGCUUUAGAAAUUGUGAUGAAGUCGAUUGUGAAGCUCGACACACCGCUUGUCUCGCCACCCUCGGACUUUAAAGGAGAUUUCUUCAAAGAUGUUCAGAGAGGCUUGAUAGGUGUGGGGCUCAUCAAUGUGGAGGACAGAUACAACGCAUUGUCACUGGACAAAGACUACAACAACAUUGGGAAGUUCCUUAACCGCAUUCUGGGCAUGGAGGUCCAUCAGCAAAACGCCUUGUUUCAGUACUUCUCAGACACGCUGGCGGCUGUCAUCCAGGAAGCCAAGCGGAACGGCAGAUUCGACAUGGGCAUUCUCGAUCUUGGUUCCGGUGAUGAGAAGGUGAAAAAGGUCGACUGCAAGAAGUUCCUGACGCCGGGCUACACGGCAUCUGGCCACGUUGAGCUGUUCACGGUGAGUGUAGAGCGAGGUAUGUCCUGGGAAGAAGCCACGCAUGCCUGGGCGGAACAGAACGGACCAGAUGACGGCUUCUAUGUACAGUCACGGAACAACAAGAAAACUGCUAUCCUGGUGAAGGAAGUGAACACAAAGAAGAGACUCUUCCUCGUCUACCGGCCCAACACGGGCAGGCAACUCAAGCUGGAAACGUACGCUGACCUCAAGAAGAAAUUCAAGAAGGUAUUGUCAGAAGACGCCAAGCAACAUUGGAACGAGCAACACACCUCGUCGGCGAAGAUUUGUUCGCAUGCUUUCUGGCGGGGUAACUGUAAAAAGGCCUCCGUGGGGCUGCAGUGUGAAAUAGGCUUGCGCUGUCGCACGUACUACGUGCUGUGCGGCUCUGUGUUGAGCGUGUGGAACGAGCUAGAGGAAGUGCUGACGCCCGUCAGCGGCACUAACGUCAAGGUGCAAAUCGUACGUCUGCGCACCGAGGACGACCAGCGGAUAGUCGGACUGAUCAUUCCAGCCAACUGCGUGUCACCGCUGAUGCACAAGCUGUCCACGUCCGACCAGUUUCAGCAACUGGCCGUCCAAGAGCAGCACAAGCGGCAGCAGCUGCACCCCCAAAGUCUGAGCCACGCGCCCAACACAUAG